Messenger RNA from Daktulosphaira vitifoliae (grape phylloxera), 5020 nucleotides. It is a transcript of the gene Tollo, whose product is annotated as toll-like receptor Tollo. The record is from RefSeq and is a predicted model, not a curated record. Gene Ontology annotation, molecular function: protein binding. The transcript has a single exon. NCBI's taxonomy places the organism in Eukaryota, Metazoa, Arthropoda, Insecta, Hemiptera, Phylloxeridae. Gene Ontology annotation, biological process: signal transduction. The coding region runs from base 336 to 4169 and encodes 1277 amino acids.
CCAGUCCUCCGAGACGUUUUCAGUCUUCGAGUGCCGACCGUCCGAUUUGGUUCACAUACGCGUGCGUGUCAGUGUUUGGUGCUCGUAGUCAUAUAUCGUCAGUUUUGGAUUAACUAUUAUAAUGGAUAUUAUUACAAUGUCGUUGCUAUUAUUCAGUGCGUCCGUGAGUGUUCAAGUGUCGUUGCGAUGAAAACAAGUCAUUGUCGUUAUAAUUGUUCGUUGAUGUCUCUCGCGGCGGUCGUUUGACAUUCGUCGAUUUUUCUAAUGGUGUUCAGGUGAUCAAAAAGUGUUAUUAGUUUUUUUUUUUUCCCGCCGUCGCCAUAAUAUCGCGUACAAUGGCUCUGACGUACGCUACGGUGCUAAUGAGCUCGGUGCUGUUGGUCAUGUCUGCUUCGCUCAGCAAGACUUUGCGGCACAAACCGCCCAACGAGUGCGAGUGGAUGGCCGUUACCGCGUACGGUGACGAGUCCAUCAUGUCCCAGACGGUGUCCGACGAACAAGAAGUGGCCCUGCACUGCCGGGUGCGCACUAUGAAUUCCGAGCUGGAAAAGACCAAUUUCAGUAUAAUACAACCGCAGUACACGGUCAAGCUGAAGAUCGAGUGCAACGGGCAGCUGUACUUGCUCAGCUCGCUCGGCAUCGGCACGUUCCAAACGCUCAUCGAUCUCAAAGAGCUGUCCAUCGAGUCGUGUAAAUUAAACAACUUGUCGCCCGAGUCUUUCCGCGGCCUGAGACAACUGCGUAACCUCACCGUCGUUACCCACAACAACGACUGGCCGUCGGUCAGCAUGCAACUGCAGUCCGACACGUUUCUCGAUGAGCUCAGCAUGCUGGAACGGCUGGACCUGAGCCACAACAACAUGGUCAAGCUGCCCGAGGGCGUGUUCUGCUCCUUGCAGAAUUUAAUGUACCUGAAUUUGACGCGAAAUCGGCUGAGACACUUGGAGUUGUUCCACUUCGGUUCGUCCGGCCAACACAAGUGCGGCGCCGACCUGACCGUACUCGACCUGUCCUACAACAAUUUCGAUUCCGUCAACUCGCAAGUGUUCUCGCAUUUGGCCAACUUACAAGAGCUGUACUUGCAGGGCAACGUGUUGUCCGUGAUCGGCGACCACGGGUUCGACGGCCUAUCCGCGCUGAACGUCCUGAACCUGGCGUCCAACAGACUGGUCAACUUAGCUCCCGAACUGUUCGCCGACUCGCGCGACUUGCACGAGAUGUACUUGAACAACAAUUCCAUCAACGUGCUGGCGCCCGGCCUUUUCAACGACUUGUCUCAGCUGUUGAUUUUGGACUUGUCCGAAAACCAGCUGACCGAAGAAUGGGUAAACGCGGCCACGUUUACCGGCCUGGUCCGCCUCGUGAUUUUGAGCCUGUCCAACAACAACAUCACCAAGUUGGACUCGAUGAUCUUCCGCGAUCUGUUCCGUCUCCGGUCGUUGCGUCUCGACAACAACGGCGUACAGUUUUUACCGGAGAACAUGUUCUCCUCGCUGACCGACAUGAGAACGCUGGUGCUGUCCAGCAACAAAUUGACUCGCGUCGAUCAGUAUACGUUCGACGGGUUGCCCUCGUUAAAUCAACUUUCGCUGGACAACAAUCAGAUACAGUACAUCGAUCCCGAGGCGCUCAGGAACUCUACCGAUUUGGAGUACCUGCACUUGAACGGCAACAAAUUGUACGACGUUCCGGCCGUGUUGAACAACGUGCCCAAUUUAAAAACGCUCGACUUGGGUUACAAUCAGAUCACGGACAUUUACAACACGUCGUUCCCGGUCAUGAACCAGCUGAUCGGAUUGAAACUUUUGAAAAAUCAAAUUUCAAACGUGUCCAAAGGCGUUUUCGAUCGUCUGCCCGAACUACAUCUGAUCAACUUGGCCAACAACAAAAUACACAAAAUCGAUGCCGGCACUUUCGACAACAACACGCGUCUAGUGGCCGUCAGGGUGGACGGCAAUUACUUGCGUGACGUCAGCGGGCUGUUCUCCAAACUGUCCAAUCUCGUUUGGCUCAACAUUUCGGAAAACUUGCUGGAGUGGUUCGACUACGCGCUCGUACCGAACGGCCUGCAAUGGCUAGACGUGCACGGCAAUCAAAUCACCGAGUUGGGUAACCACUACGAACUGGAAACCCAAUUGACCGGCUUCGACGCCAGCAACAACAAGCUGACCGAAAUCACCGGCAGCUCCAUUCCGGACAAAGUACAAAAUCUAUACUUGUCCAACAAUCAGAUAUCGAAAAUUCAGUCGUACGCUUUUUUCAAAAAACCCAAUCUCACUCAAGUGGACUUGACCGGCAACCGACUGAAGACGCUCAACCCUCAGUCGCUGAGGAUAUCGACCAUACCGCCGGGGAGACCAAUGCCUCAGUUCCAAAUCGGCAACAACCCGUUCGUUUGCGAUUGUUCAAUGCAAUGGCUGCAAUCGUACAGCGUCGAGCCCGACCGAAACAAGCCAAAGUUGGUCGACUUGGACACCGCCACUUGCGAAGUGAUCUACAACCGCGGCGAGUCUCGGGUGUUGUUGAAAGAGGCGUCGGAAGAUCAAUUCCUCUGCCAAUACGAAAUGGAAUGCGCAAAACGCAGCACUUGCGACUGCUGCGAUUUCGACGCCUGCGACUGCAAAAUGAUCUGCCCGACCAACUGUACUUGUUUUCACAGCGUCAGCUCCGCUUCGAACGUUGUCGACUGUUCCAUUGCGGGUUACGUGAACCGCGUGCCCGACAAAAUACCGAUGAACGUCACAGUUCUCUACUUGGACGGCAACACCAUAAAAACGUUGAGUUCGCACAGNUUGGACGGCAACACCAUUAAAACGUUGAGUUCGCACAGUUUUUUGGGCCGCAAAAUUUUAAAGGUCCUUUAUCUGAACUCGUCCAACGUGGAGCGCGUACAAAACCGCACGUUCCUCGGGCUAAAGGAGCUCGAAGUUCUUCAUNGCGUACAAAACCGCACGUUCCUCGGCCUAAAGGAGCUCGAAGUUCUUCACUUGGACGAUAACCGCAUUUCAACGUUGUACGGCGACGAGUUUUACGGUUUGGACAAACUAAAGGAACUGUACUUGAAUCACAACAGGAUUACGUACAUAAACAGCACUACGUUCAGGUUCCUGCAGCAGCUGUCCGUUUUGCGAUUGGACCACAACCGUAUCGCUCAGUUCCCGGUGUGGCGGUUGUCGCCGACGCUGACUCAGCUCACGCUGGCCGAGAACCCAUGGAGUUGCAGUUGCGAUUUCGUCCAACAAAUGCGCGAGUUCCUGCAGUACGCGGCCGACGCCGUCGUCGACGACGAACAGGUGCGGUGCAUCGAUCACUCGGGCGGUUUUUACAUGUUCAGUGACAACACGACGGCGUGCGGACCGACCACGCCGAUGAACGAAAAACAGUUCAACGGGUCGUCCAACUCUAUCGAAGGGGCGUUGAACGGCGGCAAUCUGACGGUGCCCACAAAAACAAUAGUUCAACGCACCGACUUCCAGGACUACGUACCCAUAUUGAUAGUUUCGUUCUCGGCAGUGUUCUUCAUCGUCGUGGCCGCCAUGAUGGUGUACGUUUUCCGUCACGAAAUGAAAGUGUGGUGCCACUCGCGGUUCGGCGUCCGCAUAUUCUGCAAGAACACCGAGUUCGAGAUGGACGAACGCGACAAGCUCUUCGACGCGUUCGUCAGCUACAGCUCCAAGGACGAGGCGUUCGUUGUCGAGGAGUUGGCGCCUAUUCUGGAAAACGGCGAUCCGUCGUACAAGUUGUGCUUGCACUACAGAGAGUUCCCCGGAGGUGGUUACAUUACCGACACCAUUUCCCAAGCCGUCGAGUCGUCCAAACGCACCAUCAUGGUGCUGUCCGAAAACUUCAUCAAAUCGGAAUGGUGCAGGUACGAAUUCAAGGCGGCCCAUCAUCAGGUGCUCCGGGACAAGAGGAAGAGACUGAUAGUUAUACUUCUGGGAGAGGUGCCCAACAAAGAUCUCGACCCGGACAUCCGUCUGUACCUCAAGACCAACUCGUACUUGCAAUGGGGCGACAAACAUUUCUGGGAGAAGCUCAAGUUCGCGCUUCCGGACGUGCCAAACAACCAGAAGCCGAAAAACUUCAACCACAAACAUCAUCACCAUCACCAUCACCACCACAGGGGUGUACACAACAACUAUUCAAGACCGCUUGCCAUUCACAUAUGAUAAUUAUACGGUAUGAAUACUUAUGUUGCCUUUAUAACUUAAAAACACAUUUGUGAUAUUAGAUACCUAGUGACUUAACUGUAAAUUUAAUAAUUAUAUUUUAAUCCAAUUGUAAAGUGUACAAAAUCGUGGCCAAGAAUGCCAACCAUUCCUGAAUAAUCAUAAUUAUUUUGUAAUAAAUGUUUUUUUUUUUAUAACCUCUUAUUAUAAACUUUUAUUUUGUAUAAAGAUUAAUGUAAAUAACAUAUUAGAGUCCUACUCCGAGUCAUUACUAUUAGGAUAGAAAUUAUUUGUUUCUUGAAUUUCAUUGUUUCGUUUCAACACUAAAAAAUUCCGAGUACAUAAAAUAUAAGUAUUUUAAUCAAAUCAAUUUGAAUAAUUAACUAUAAACCGAUAUUUGUAUACUUUCUACUAUGAUGUUUUUUUACAAUAAAUUAUAUUUAACUUGAAAAAAGAAAAUAUUUUUAUUUAUAUACACACAUGUAUACAUUAUUAAUAAAAUUAAUGUUAUCAUAAAAGGUUUAUAGUUAUAUUUAUAACAACGAUUUUAACUGUAUGUCGCGGGGUUAGUUACCUAGUCUAAGAUAUUUUAUGUACUUUUGGUCUUUUAAAUACAUUUAUAUAUAGCCAGACUUGUAAAUUUUCAAAAAUAGAACAUGUUUGUAAACGACGGAGAAAUGCCAUUUUUUCAUUUGUUUAAUUAUUAUUUAUUUUUUUUUUUUUUUGUAAGAAGACUAUAAUUUCUAGAUAUUAGAAAAUUGUUGUGAUAUAGUGUUUGUUAAUUUAAUUGACUGAAAUUCGUUAAGAAAAACGAUUGUUCAGUGAAAUAAAACAAAAAUAAUUAAUUUAAA